CUCACUUACGGCAGUGUGGAAAAUUUCAUUUACGACAAUGAAGCACUUCACUUACGGCAAUGUGGCAACGUCGUCGGGGAAGAGAGCGAGCCGACACAAGUGUUUUCAUUUUCAUUUGCCCCAUGCACGGUUUUUCCCUCAAGUUUACUUGUUUCGUCAGCACUCGUCGGAUUUACUUGAGUUGAUAAGAAGAUUUUGGCUGGAGCUGGAACCUGACCGGGACAUUGGUAGGGGUCCCCUACUAAAAACGGAAAGCAUUAGCCUGUUAGCUACUAGCUGAAGUGUAGCGGGGUGAGUGUCUGCGUGACCGCCUGUGGCCGACGCCGGCGCGAUGCUGCUGACCGUCUUCUGCGCUCCGAGGAACCGGCCCGAAGUCACCUUCUCCCUGGAAGUGUCUCCGGAGCUGGAGCUGCGGGACUUCACCGCUCUGUGCGAGUUGGAGUCAGGAAUCCCGGCCGCGGAGAUACAGAUCUCCUACGCAGAGCAGCCCUUGCAAGACCCCUCGCGUGCAUUGGGGGCCUAUGGCCUAAAGGAUGGGGAUGUGGUUGUCCUGAGGCAGACAGAGGGGAGACCACCUGCCCAGCCUGCAUUUCCAGGGCUCCCACGGAUCGACUUCAGCUCCAUCGCAGUCCCCGGCACCUCCUCCGGCCAACAUCCCACUCCCCAACCGCCUCUCCAGAAUCAGAACCCGCAACAGCAGCGUUCCCAGCAGCUGCCCACACCCCCCUCCCUCACGGGCACAGCUUCCUCUCCACAAGGACUAGACAACCCCUCUCUCCUCCGCGAUAUGCUGUUGGCUAAUCCACAUGAGCUGUCUCUUCUGAAGGAGAGGAACCCACUACUGGCUGAAGCCCUGCUUAGUGGAGAUCUAGAGCGCUUCACCAAGGUUCUGCUGGAGCAACAGCAGGAGCGAGCACGCAGGGAACAGGAGAGGAUCCGACUGCUCACCGCUGAUCCUUUUGACUUGGAGGCACAGGCCAAAAUAGAGGAAGAAAUCAGGCAGCACAAUAUCGAAGAGAAUAUGACUAUUGCCAUGGAGGAGGCACCUGAGAGCUUUGGCCAAGUGGUCAUGCUGUACAUCAAUUGCAAAGUCAAUGGCCAUCCUGUCAAGGCCUUUGUUGACUCAGGAGCUCAAAUGACAAUCAUGAGCCAAGCCUGUGCUGAGCGCUGUAACAUCAUGCGAUUGGUGGAUCGACGCUGGGCAGGAAUUGCAAAGGGUGUGGGCACACAGAAGAUUAUAGGCCGGGUUCACCUUGCUCAGGUCCAAAUUGAGGGAGAUUUUCUGCCAUGUUCCUUCUCCAUUCUGGAGGACCAGCCAAUGGACAUGCUGCUGGGCCUGGACAUGUUGAAGAGGCACCAGUGCUCCAUCGAUUUGAAGAAGAGCGUGCUCCUUAUCGGCACCACCGGCUCCGAGACUCGCUUCUUGCCCGAGGCAGAGCUACCAGAUUGUGCCCGGCUGGCAUACGGUGCUGACACCCGGCCAGAGGAAAUUGCAGACAGGGAGCUGGCCGAGGCCCUGCAGAGAUCUGCGCAGGAAAGCGAUAUUGAAGAUGGACAAACUACCUCACCACAGUCCCUGCCAUACUCCUUGACCACUUGUAAUGAUGAAGACUCAAAAUUCUCCCCAUCUCCGGACUACCCCCGGAACCCAGCCUUAGACCGGUCCAAGUCUGCCCCUGCCUUCCUGCAUUCUCCCCUGCGAGAGGAGACGGGUGUGUCAGGGCCCAGCCACAACCAGCUGCCCUUCUACGGUGACUCUGGGCCUGCAUCAGUAUCACUAGAGGAGGAGAUCCAUCUGGAUCCAUCAGUUGCUCCUCUUGAUAGCUGUUCUCCUCAGGACCCACUUACUGAUCCUCCUGAAGAUGAGGCUUUGAGUCAAACUUUGAAACAGGGUGCGGCCCCAGAUCUUGCACCUCAGGUGGGUGCAGAUACAGGGCGAAAUGAAACUGCGGCUGUCCCACUGCUACCAGUUGCUCACCCUGACCCCAUUCCCACAUCAUCACAGGAGAUGAUGGAAGAACACCUUUCCGGCACUAGGCACCCUCACUUAAUCCUUCCACAAGAAUGUCCAGAUAGCCGGAAUGACAGGGAAGAAACAGUAGUGGAAAUGGAGAGUCACAGUCCUCAGUGCCCGCACCAAGUUCCCCUUGAUGCUGAACUUCAUCCUGAGCUCGACCUUUGCAUCAACGGUCCCACACCCCAAAAUGACCUUAGUACAGAGUCCAUCAGUCGGUGUACCGAAAGAGUGGACUUGCCUGUGCCGACUGCCAAUGAGAGGGUCCCACCAGAGGGGGAGCUCCAGCUGAAGUCUGAAAGUAUGCCUUCCUUGGCUGCUGCCCUGAUGGAGCUUCAUGAGCUGCUGGUAUCCAGCAGCCGCAACUUGUCCCGGGAUCACAGCCCUGUUUCUUCCCCCAUGCACAGACAGGAUGCUGAUGGGGGUGAUGGGGAUAACAUUAUGGAGUAUCAAACACCAACUGGCUCUGAUGACACUGCCAGUGAAAGUACAGAACCUAACUCUACCAGCCUCAAGAGUCCCAGUGCACCAAGUGCAGCCUCUCUUGCUCCUCUCACCAUUGACUCCUCAGACCCAGCAGGAAGCACUGGGAGAGAGGUGUGCGAUGGACGUAAUAGAGAGGAGGAAGUAGUGUAUUUUGACAACUUGAGAGAAAGUGCAAUGUGCUUAAAUGCAGAGCGAGAAGGAGAUCAAGGGUCUGAAGUAGAGCUGGAUCCUUUAGCCCAAAGUAACUCAGAUAAUCUGAAGCUCAGAGAGUCACCCGAGGGCGAGCAGGACAGGGGUGUUGCAGAUGGACACGCGGCUGUCUCAGGCCCUCUCAAUCCCCUGCCCUCUAGGGCUGAGGUGAUUGCUCCCCCCACGUGUUGCACUACAGCUCCAGAUGAGGUCUCUAACCCCACAACUCUCAGUUCUUCUCUCCCUACCUUUUCACCAACCUCUCUUCCUCUCUCUCAGCCUUUGAUACCAUCUUCUGCUUCUCCUCUUGUUCCUUUGUCCCUCCCCUCUACUCCACCUCCUCUGAUAGAGCAAUUCCCAGAAGCGCACAUCCAGAGAAUUCUGGAGGCUGGAUUCUCAGUCAGGGAGGCUCAUGAGGCUUUGGAACGGGCUGAAGGUGUUGUGGAGCUAGCCUUGCUGGUGCUGCUGGCUCGAAAAAUCACUGUGCCCACCUAGACCCCAAGACCUUCUCAGCAGGAAAGCCUGCUGGAGCCAGACCUUUGAACUUUCACUCUUCAAACUUUCACCUAUUAACAUACAUACAACUUCAUCUAUGCUCUUGCCCCGGGCCAAGCCUUUUGACGCUUCAUCGUUGUCAAGAGGACAACCUUUGACUUUUUAUCGAACAAUUCAUAAAGGAUGUUAUAGGAGAUGAUUUUUAACCCACCCCCAUCUCAAAGGAACGUGUCAGUUGUGUUUGCAUGUUGUUUUCAUUGGCAGGUAGAUGUGUAACAUUGAGGUGGUUUUGGAAUCAGUUACACUUUUGGGUUCCAGUUAAAUUUUCACAGAUUUUAAAUGGCAUAGCUCCCAAUUUCUCAAUAAUGUAAGCUGCGUUUCUUAGCGGGAACGAAUAAGAACGAGGCCCGUGUAUCUUAAUCAUUUAUUCAAAUGAUAGUUGUAGAGUACACUACAUGGGAAACGUUAUCGGUUCAUUUUAGGAUAGCUAUCUGUAUUUUAUUCAGAAGAAAGGAAUUGCGAAAGCUGUGUGAUUGUGUUGCAGCCAUAAUGCAUCGAGUUUUUCGUUUGCCCUUAUCAACCCAUAUGCCUUUAUUUCCGUGAUGGCUUCUGAAAUCAAAGAAGAUGCAAAGUCGUCAGGGGACUAUUGAAGAUUAUACUAGCUGAAUCAGAGCUAUUUUCUGUGGUGGUUCAUCAUAUCUUAGAAUUGUUCCUGAGAUUCUGUUCUACAGUGACAACCAGCUUCACUGAAUUCUUAUGUUGACUCAUCUUGAGUAUUUGUGAUAUUACAGUAUUUUCUUUGAAGGGGUUUGCUGGAAGCAAGCCAUCGGGGGUGGGAGCCUGAUACCCAGACAAUAAACUGAAUUGGGAACAUGGUGGUCAUCUCUGCCAGCCUGUCCUGGCAUGCCAGGGUGUUGAUGUCUCACUUCGUUCAUUUUACUUUUUCUGCUAAUAAAUCCUAUGUAUAUUUGUGAUUUUAGCCAUUGUCAUUCAACUAUUCUCUUAUUACCAAAUGUGUAACCCCAAAUACUGGAGAACCCUAGUAAUGCUGUGAUGUACAAUGCUGAAUCAAAAGCUUUCAGAAAGAAAAUAUGGCUAUCAAUUUCCUCCCCUCAUGGUAUUUAGCAAAACCAGAUGACCUUUUUUUCUAUCAGAUUUUUCUAAAACUUGAUAAAUGUCAGGAUUGUAACUUCUUACAUUUAACAAAUUUAGAAAAGUCAGUUUGCUCACAGGUCGUACUGCUUUGUGAAAUGCCUCCUACGUAUUACUUGAUUAUCUGUUAGGGUUGAGCCAGGUUUGCAUGUUUUUCAGUCAGAUGGCUCUAUGGGUAGAUUUUUCCAGGGAUUUUUAGGUAGUUCUUGUUCAGUCAGGAUUUUACCUUAAUUCAGGGUUUUUUCUGCAUCUUGCCUUUUCUCCUUUUUGGAUCUUUUAUCGGUUAAAUCACCUCACCUUAAUUCAUAUAUUUCAUUUAGCUGUCAGAUCAUUCUGUCGUUUUGUUCUUAGGUUAACAUAUUUGUCUUUCAACAUUAGUUUUGUUUUGACAUUCAAGCUUUUUGAAUAGCUCAUUUUGAUCUAUAAAUGA
Messenger RNA from Scleropages formosus (Asian bonytongue), 4766 nucleotides. RefSeq names its product DNA-damage inducible protein 2 (gene ddi2). The record is from RefSeq and is a predicted model, not a curated record. Gene Ontology annotation, molecular function: protein binding; aspartic-type endopeptidase activity. Gene Ontology annotation, biological process: proteolysis. The transcript has 9 exons. NCBI's taxonomy places the organism in Eukaryota, Metazoa, Chordata, Actinopteri, Osteoglossiformes, Osteoglossidae. Bases 332 to 3184 code for a protein of 950 amino acids.